Molecule: messenger RNA, 2772 nt
Organism: Mauremys mutica (yellowpond turtle)
Lineage: Eukaryota; Metazoa; Chordata; Testudines; Geoemydidae
Gene: TMEM87A
Product: transmembrane protein 87A
Exons: 20
Coding region: 198-2012 (604 amino acids)
Biological process (GO): retrograde transport, endosome to Golgi
Cellular component (GO): Golgi cisterna membrane; Golgi apparatus
Source: RefSeq, a predicted model, not a curated record
GGGACGGGCCCAAUACAAACUGAUGACGUUUUGGUGUAAGGAUAGCACUGUGAUGGCCUCAUGUCACAAUACAACGAGGUGAAGUUCUGUCACGACAUCACCAGGAUGAUGCAGCAAGAUGAUGUCACCUCCGCACAACACCACAACCGGCUCCAAGAGUGACGUCAUCUCUCUGCCCCGCAAGGUUGCGAUGACGCAUGAAUAGUACGUGGGGAGAAGCUCCUCCCCCGUUCCCCUCCCCGACGCUGGCGGCAGUGACACAGCCCAGCUCCGCGCGCGCGCUCGCUCCCUGCUGCAGGAUGGCUGCUCCGCCGCGCUGGUGGCGGCGACUCCGCUUGGUGCCGGUGGCGGCCCUGCUGCUGCUCCUGCUCCCGGGCCCAGGCCCGGCCGGCGCCGCCCAGCUCUCCAGGUGGCGGCUGCCGGUGCCUAUGGGGAAGAAGUUUUUUCAUUUUGAAAAGGUUCUCUUCAGCAACACCACAAUUUUCCUGAAGUUUGAAGGAGACGAGAAGGCUUGUGAUCCCUUGCAGGGUUACAAUGUUACCUGGUACUUUAGACAUUCUGAUUGCUACAAUGAAGUCUCCAACUUUGGGGAUGAUCAAGCAGCAUCUUAUUUUGGAGCCACUGCUGAAGCACAUACAGGUUGGUCAGGAUCCUACGCCAUGGCUUCACUCUUCUUCCCCAACUGUUCUGAGCUCUUCAAACCACAGAUUUUCUAUAAAGAGUAUAUUCCCCUAGAACACCUCUCAGAUGAAAAACAAGAGAGUUUAAAAGAUAAGGAGAAUGCAACAAACCACACAAUGGUGGCAGAGAAAACUGCAAGGAAUGCUGUGAUCCAAACCCGGAAAGAUGGGCCAUAUAUCUUCAUUGUGCAAAUUGGGAUUUCAGCCUUGAAGGAGUCUAGUAUCAACAUGAAAAGGAGGGAGAUAACAGCACCCUCCUCUGAUCCAAAAGAGAGUCUCUUUACAAUGACUGUGGAACUGAAGGGUCCAUAUGAGUACCUCUCUCUUGCAGACUAUCCUCUCAUGAUUUUUUUCAUGGUGAUGUGUAUCGUGUAUGUGUUCUUUGGAGUUCUGUGGCUUGCAUGGUCAGCCUGUUAUUGGCGGGAUCUCCUGAGGAUCCAGUUCUGGAUUGGUGCGGUUAUCUUCCUGGGAAUGCUGGAGAAAGCAGUCUUCUAUGCAGAAUUCCAGAACAUCCGCUACACGGGAGAAUCUGUCCAAGGUGCACUGAUACUUGCAGAGCUGCUUUCUGCAGUGAAACGUUCACUGGCUCGAACUCUGGUCAUCAUCGUCAGCCUGGGAUACGGGAUAGUUAAGCCUCGUCUUGGAGUCACUCUUCACAAAGUAGUUACGGCUGGAGUGCUCUAUUUAUUAUUUUCUGGCAUGGAAGGUGUCCUUAGAGUCACAGGGCUUUUCUAUGGCGCUAUGGCUCUGAUAGCUAACUUGGGUCUAUCAGUGAUUGAUGCCUGUAUUAUUUUAUGGAUAUUCAUCAGCCUGACUCAAACGAUGAAGCUGCUAAAACUUCGGAGGAACAUUGUGAAACUCUCUCUUUACCGGCACUUCACCAACACUCUUAUCUUGGCAGUAGCAGCAUCUAUUGUAUUUAUCAUCUGGACCACCAUGAAGUUCAGGCUGGUGGAUUGUCAGUUGGACUGGCAGGAGCUGUGGGUGGAUGAUGCCAUCUGGCGACUGUUGUUCUCAAUGAUCCUUUUUGUCAUCAUGGUUCUGUGGAGGCCGUCUGCCAACAACCAAAGGUUUGCUUUCUCACCGUUGUCUGAGGAAGAUGAUGAUGAACAGAAAGAGCCCAUGUUAAAUGAAAGCUUUGAGGGAAUGAAAAUGAGAAGUACAAAACAAGAACCAAAUGGAAAUAUGAAAGCAAACAAAGCUCAGGAAGAUGAUCUGAAGUGGGUAGAAGAGAAUGUUCCUUCUUCAGUGACUGAUGUUGCUCUCCCAGCCCUUCUGGAUUCAGAUGAGGAAAGAAUGAUUACACACUUUGAAAGGUCCAAAAUGGAGUGAAGAAGCAGCUUAUUGAAAGUUCUGUUUCCCGUAGGCUGCCCAGUGGAUCAGGUGCAUCCUGCUGAUCUCUCUCGAUCUUCACCUUUGGAACUGGACACUGUAUUUGAGUGAGGGCAUCUUACACAGUUCACUGUGGAAGAGGUUCGCAAGGACAUUGAUAAACCUUUGGAAAAUGUUUGAAUUUACGGUGUUGCUGCAAGUUUGGAUUUUUAAGUGAUUUAAAUGUGUGUUCCAGCACCUUCUGUAACUUUCUUCAGAUAUUUAAUCUGUCAAACUAAAAGUCCUAACAUCUGACUGAGGGACUAUGAAUUCAAUGUUACAGUUAACUUCCACAGGUCAACUACCUGUUUUUGGUGGAGGGUAGUAGAAGUUGGUGAAGAGUUAGUUUAGAACAAGCUUCCCAUUUUAUUGGAAAUAAUGGCUAAUAGAUGGAGACUGCACAGCUGGCUUAGAAGGAGAGGAAUUUUUUGAGUAAGAAGCCCCAGUAUUUGAAGGAAAUCAGGAAAUCAGUUAAGAUACCAAAAAGGAAAUAUUUGAAAAAGUUACAAUAUUGAUGUUUUUAACAAAACCAAGUGCAAUUUUAUUAACACUGUGUAGGAAAGAUUUUCUAUUUUAAAUGUCAUUGACCUAGGAGCAACAGUUGCAUAACUUUAGCAUUUGUUGUGGCACACCUCAUUGCCGGCAAUGUGGUGGAUGCCUGAAAAAUGACCUACCCAUACCUUCAAAGUGUUGCGUGGCCUAAUAAAAACUUCCUGCAACA